AUGACCAAUGGUGACAGUGUAUCGAUAAUAACACUUGACCCAGUUGCGGACAGUAUACAAUCUUCCCAUACUGUAACUUUGAAUCCAGAAGCUUCAGAGAAUGACGAGCCAUCAAUCGAAGCUCCAAGUCCACCUCCGUUGCCUCCGCCGAUUCAAAAAUCGGAUAUAAUUACAUUGGAUCCAACAAAUAUUCUUCAAGACGAAGAACCCUCAAAGAAAAACAGGGAAAAGCUGGAAAUGUACGAUUCUCCAAGAUAUCAGACAACUACUACAGUUGUGGAAACGACGGAAUAUAUUUCGAACGAUGGACCAGCAGUUAGAAUCGAAUUCCCACGAUUGGAUUGUGAAUACAUCCGAACAUUGGGUGGAAUCAUGAAAGUCGUGUGCAUCGUUUUGUGUCUUCUUACCUUCCUGUUUGUGAUGAUGGGUCCUGCUUACUAUACAGGAGUUGGAUGGGCCACUUUUGUCUCAUCUGUUGGAAUCUUCGUGACGACAUCUCUUCUGACUCUCUAUCUUUUCCGAGUCGUAGACACCUUGCCAUCGAUUAACUGGAUUGUUUGUGAAAUGGUUUACUGCUUUGCCUGGACUGUGUUCUUCUUCAUUGCUGCUUGUGUUCUUGCUGUUGCCUCUUCUCAAUUCCGGGGAACGUUCGCCUGGGCUAUUGCUGCGUUUUUCGCGUUUGGUGCAAUGUGUGCAUAUGGAUUCGACUGUUAUCUCAAGUUCCUCUCAUGGAAAAACAAUGAGCGUGCAACGGGCGGAUCAAAUCCAGUCGUUAUUCAACAGCAAAGACGCAACAACUAUGUUUAA
Caenorhabditis briggsae is the source of this 807-nucleotide messenger RNA. Gene Ontology annotation, cellular component: membrane. The transcript has 7 exons. The coding region runs from base 1 to 807 and encodes 268 amino acids. The record is from RefSeq and is a predicted model, not a curated record. NCBI's taxonomy places the organism in Eukaryota, Metazoa, Nematoda, Chromadorea, Rhabditida, Rhabditidae.